AUGGCCAAGGGCUCAAGGAGGCGAAUAGGUACAGUGAGCACAGCGAGGCCGUUCGAAAGGCCAAUGGAACCACGUGUUUUGAAUGGAUGCGGCAUGCACGUCCUGGGCUUCGUGCCGCCCGGUGGCUUGGUCACGACCCCGUUGACGAGCGCCACGUCUGGUCGCCAGGUAACGAAGACGGCUGAGAAGUUGAAGCUUGAGACCAAGGAGAUUGUGAAAGGUCCAUCCUCUUGGAAAAAGGGCAAGCCGUUGUAUGAGCAUGGCAACUAUGGCAGCUACUACAACUAUCGCCACUCCGAGAGCGAUUUCUUCGUCGGUGACCGACGAUUGGCGGCCCUGAGUGAACGCUUUGGGAAGAGCUUCUUGAAAGGCAAAGAAGUCCUGGACAUUGGCUGCAACUCAGGACUCGUGUCCAUUUCCGCGGCACUGGAUUUCCGUGCCAAGCGCGUCGUCGGAAUGGACAUUGAUAGCGGUUUGGUGGACUCUGCCAGACAGAACCUGGCGCAGACCGAACACCCACGUGCCAUCCAUGCGGCAGACUCCCUGGAGUUCCGUGCCGAGGACAUCCUCCACUGCCCGCUGCGGCGGCCACCCGAGGAGCUGCCUGAACGCUUUGAUGUCGUCCUGUGCUUCUCGGUGACGAAGUGGAUCCAUUUCGCGCAUGGUGAUACUGGCAUCCACAACCUCUUCAAGCGCUGCUUCAAGCGAACGAGGCCAGGUGGCUACUUCGUUCUGGAGCCGCAGGAGUGGGGUAGCUACAAAAAGAAACGUCACAUCACCAGAGAGGUCCGGCAAACCGUGUCGAAGAUCCAGAUCCGACCAGAGGACUUCGAAGAGUACUUGGUAAAUCUGGGCUUUGAAAAGGUUGCUGCUAUAGAGCCUCCAGGCGAUUUGCCCAAGAACUUCCAGCGCUUCCUCCGGGUCUUCCGCCGCCCGGACGACGUGCCGGACGCGGCGCCCGACGACGGGGCGCCCGCGGCGAAGGUCGAAGCGAAGCCCCGGAAGCGCAAGGCCGUCACGUCCGAGGCCAAGACACCGAACUUCGACACACCUCGCUCCAUUUCACCCAAGUCGGAGAGCGAUGAAGAGGAUGUACAGCUGGCGAAGCAAGCUCACACCAUCAGGAAGUGGUCAUAUUCAACGCAGGAAGAGGCCUCCUACGCCUUGCCCUUGACAUUCCUGGCAGAAAGUGAGUCCAUCAUUGAGCCAGAAACGAUCACCGAUCAGCGCAUCAUCACUCUGUACAAUGCUUCAGUGGAGCUCACAGAGGUGGGCAUUAGCACGGUGAUGGCCCCCAGUGUGGCGCGGCGCUUCGAGAAUGCUCUCGAGCACAUCAAGGUCACGGAGAACGGCUGCUUCGAGCCCAACGACUUCGUCAAUGAAGAAUUGUUCCAUGACGACUUGUUCUUAGAGGCCAUGGAAGCCUACACCACAUAUGGCAAGAUGGAAUCCAUUGUGUGCGAAAUGCAGACGUUGAUCAUUGACGUGUUGAAGGUCUUGAAUGAUGACUCUGAAGAACGUUUGGACAUCGUCGCCGGUCAGGCCAUUGGUGUUGCGGUGGGUCUUGAAGAGGUUGAGCACAAGACCAACGCGAUCAUGGAGCGAGUCUUUGGGCUCCUAGCAGCGCUGAGUGCUGAAGCAAAGAGCUUCAACUACACCGCAUGGUUGCAAGCCAUGGGUGAGAGCGAACUGGAAGUCACCGAGCUCGUUGAAGAGUUCAUGACGCAGAAGCAGGAGAUUCGAAAGCUUCUCUGGAUCUCCAAUAUCGAGGCGGACGAGUUCCUCAACAGCCGUCUUCUGGUCGCAGCGAUGACGUUUGCGAAGUGGUUCGAGAAGAUGCGCAAAGCUGCAGAUGAGUUCGAGGAGUUCCUCUUGAAGCAAUAUGAAGAAGGAGGCAGCUACGGCUGGUAUCGAUUCAAGCGCAUCUUCCAACAGCAGUCAGAAGAACGAAAGAGGUUAGCUCUUCGUUUGCAAGAGAAGAAAGAAUCAUGCAAAAAGGAAGCGCUGGAGAGCCAUGGAAAGCGUUUGGAAGCUGCAAUCGAAAUGAGGCGAGAGCGUGACGCUGAGAAGGAGUUUGAGCCUCCACCCAGCAGUGGUCUACCCACAGAGCGUGGUCGCCGCAUCCAGGUCACCUCCACUCCUUCGAUGGCUCCUGGAGGCGGCUCGCCUCACCGACGCAUCUCCUUCAACGCCAAACGCAGCAGUCACAUGGAGGAACAGAUUAUGACCUUCCUGGGCCAUGCGAGGGAGCACUUGGAUGAGUUGCAGGCUGAAGCUCAGGAGGUGCGGCACCUGGAGCAAAGAGCCGCGGAGCUGCUGCUUCGCCUCUUAACGAAGAUGCGCGUGCUGGAGCGACGGCGACUGCGGAAGGCAGCGGACAAGAGCAUCUCUCAGCGGGUCAAUGAUGUGAUGCCCGGCCGUUUUGUGGCGAUGCAUGCGAAGAAGCCAUGGCCAGCCAAUGAGGACUUCACGGUCACCAGCUCCUUGUUGCAGCAACAAGCCAUUUGCCGUGAUCUCAACAGCUUGUCAGUCCCUGUGGAGCUGAAAGAUAUUUGGACUGGCGUUGAGGGGAAAUUCUUGAUGAAGAAGAAAAAGAAGAAACCCAAGCCCAAGAAGAACGAGGUGGUAAAGACGGAGGAGAAGGCACCUGAGAUCGCAAGUCCGGCAGUGAACUUGUGGAGUCAAGCACGGGACUCCGUGGCGGUGGGCAGCGCGGUGAAUGCGAUCCAAAGCCUCCAGACGAAGGAAGAGGCGAAAAAGGAGGAGGUGCAAGCACCUGCCCAAGAAGCAGAGAAAGAUGAGGAUGAUGACGAUUUGUUCAACUUCCCUCCCCACUUCUCCUUGGUCGACGUGCAACUUUUGCUCAGCGAUGCCGCGGUGACGCGCACGGAGCGGCUGCGGGAGCUACGGCAGGAGCUCUCGCAGGUGGCGCAGCAGGUUGGAGCCAAGUAUGGGCGACAAGCCUGGGAUUACAACGCGAAAGCCCUGGAAGCUCAUUCCAAUACCAACCCUUGGGCGGUGCUGGUUCCCAUCGUGGAGAAGGAAAUGAUGAAUCUUGGAGAGAGCGGGCGCUUCUUCCUGUCACGUCAGGAUGCAGCCAAUCUCCAAGAUUUGAACCGCUUGAUGCGAACGGUGAAGUCACAGAUGGCCGUGGAGACCUCCAAGAGUCGAAGCCACUUCGAUGAUGAUGAAGAGAGAUGGUCCUUCAUUUCUGAAAUCCAUAUUCGUGCGUUGAUCGAACAGCUCCGGCAAAUGCAUCAGACACUACAAGAUCGCAAAAACAAGGCGGCCAGGUUGGACAUUCGAGCGGAGCUCACCCAGGAGUUGGCUCAGUUGCAUCCCGAGCUGCGAUCCAGCUAUGGCUUGGCACAGAAACGGCCACCACCCAAGAAGCCUGCAAAGGAGGAAGUUGAGCAAGAGGAGGACGAGGAAGAUCGGACAGAUUCUUUCAAGACCUUCCUCUUUGCGUUGAAGUUCAAACAGAAGAUGUCUGAAGCGCAGAAUGCCACCAAGCUGAGAGAAACAAAGGUACAGCUGGACGGAACCAUUGCGAAUGCUCAGAAGAUGAUCCGGGACGGAUUUGAGGUGACGAAAACGUUGGAUUCAGAGAAGGAGGGCGUUCAGACCGAGGUGCAUUACUUGAAAAAGUUGCACAACCGCAUUGAGAUGACGAAUAUGGCGACCUUCCACCUGAAGCAGCUGAAGAGCGAAAAGGCCCUGAUGAAAGCUCGGAAGGAAGCAGGAGCUUCUCUCCCUGGCGCUCUCGAGCCCGCUGGUGAAGCCGGGGGGGCGGUGGCACCGCCCUCCGCGCCAGUGGAGACCGUGUCAAGUCCCAAGCGGAAGAAGAAGGAUGCAAGGGACAGGACCAAGGAUGCUCCCCAGUCGGACGUCAAGGCCAUGCAGCGCCCGCCGGUGGCAGGCAAUGCAGGCAAUGCAGGCCGUCUUUCUGUGCGCAAGCCGGAUCGUGAACAAGAUGGUCAACAGAAGCCGCGAUCCUCCUGGCUGGCCCGGGCUUCGACAGCAGUUGCUUUGGGUAAGACGGAGUCUAUGGUGCCAGAGCGGGGUGCGCCACACAGACAGGGCCGAGAGGGAACGUGCCACAAGACGCGGCAAAACAAAGGUCAGCAACAGGGCCUGUGGGGCCCCUGGCCUUUUUCAAUGAUAAGGGUGCUGAAGGAGAGAUGUCAGGAAGCGAGGAGGACGAAACAGGAGCAGCAAGGAGGCAGAAGGAUGACAAGAGGGGGACUCUGA
This is a messenger RNA of Durusdinium trenchii, 4251 nucleotides long. Lineage: Eukaryota; Dinophyceae; Suessiales; Symbiodiniaceae. The record is from the annotation of a GenBank genome assembly.